CCCUUGACCAUCGCCGCUGCUUGACAAAGUUGCUGACCUCGUGUCAACGCUUGUUGUGUUCAGUCCUCGAGGGCUGGAAUCGGCUCCGACAAAGCGCGCACCGCCCUUUUGUUGUAGCUCUUCAAGUCUUGUCACAUACAUGAUAUAGCAGGUUCGCAUCCUGUAUAGUUUUGGGAGCGAGACUGGGCGUUGUGAUGCAGGCAUUCGCCGACGCACAGCGGGGUGGGCAGCUCAAUGGAUCGUCUGCAUAUCAUCAUCAAUACAUUGCAGACAUCUUCUUCACGCGGUCGCCGAUUCUGGAGGGGGUUUCCGGGAUGCACUCUCGGCGCAGCGCGAUGGCGAGCUCCUUGCGCUGUUGCGCUCGCAUGGCCACUAUUCCGCAAGGGCUGGGCGGCAGCCGCGGCCUGAGCUGGCGACCGGCGCCCUGCUCAGGAGUUCAGCGGGGAGCUGCUGCUGCCGGGUCCGGGGCCCAGGGCCUGAGCAGCCGCAUACCUGCCCCGGCCGAGGCGGCGCCGCGCACGGCCACCUCCGCCGCUGCCUGCUGCUCCUCCUUUUCCUUGUCCUCUCCCUCUCCCUCGUGCUCCGACGCGCGCCAGCCCUUCUGGGGCCGCCGUCAACCCCACCACCCAGCAUCCGGCAAGGCCUCGCCUCGCCCAGGCAGCAGCAUCGGCAGUAGCAGCCCCGGCAGUAGCCAACCCACCAGCGGCCCCGGCAGUAGCCACAGCAGCAGCAGUAGCAGCCACGCGCCUCACACCGGCGGCCCCACAGGCAACACGCUCAACAGCGGCAGCGGCGAGUUCCCCACAGACCCCUUCAAGAGCGCCUACGACAACCGCGUGCCGCCCGGCCUGGCCGCCGGCCGUAACAUGGUCAACACACGCACCGGGCCCUCCGACCUUGCGGCCGCCGACAGCAGCAGCGACGAAGACGACCCCCACCACAUCGCCCGGUCUGCCGCGGUGUCUUCAGCGGCGGCUGGCGCCGCCGGCGCGGCCUCCGAGGCUGCGGCGGCGCAGCUGGCCGCGGCGGCGGUGGCGGUGGCGGCGGCGCAGAUGGCGGCGCCGCCGCCGCGUGUGGGCGCUGUCCGGCUGCUGGGUGGAGUUGCGGGUCUGCUGCGGUCCCACUUCCUGCCGGUGCUGCUGCUGUACGCGGUGAAGGACGCGGCGGCGUUCUGCCUUCACCGGGUGGUGCAGCGCCUGACCAACCAUGCCGCUGAGGUGCUGCUGGCGGCGCCCACCUCCACCGCCGGCAACCCCUGGUGGCUGUUCCUGGAUGCCGGCUUCAUGCGGGCGCACCCGGGCUAUGAGGUGCUUGUGGGCUUGUUCUUCCUGAUCAGCCUGCCCGCCUCCAUCGCCCUCAACACACUCGCCUUCACCACCGCCACCCUCAUCUGCUGCCCGCCGGAACUGCGGCCGCCCGAGGCGCAGCAGGCUCUGGCGGCGGCGGCGGCGCGGGCGGCGGCGGCAGCAGCGGCGGCUGGCAAUAACAAGGGCGGGCCGGCGGCGGCGGCGGCGGCGGCGGGCAACUCGGGCGCCACGCAGCUGGAAGAGUCGACGGACGCCCUAGCAGACCUGGGCAUUGGCGUGGUGCGGCCCGCUUCGUCUCCCUCCUCGUCGGCCGGUUCGCCUCCCUCCCCCGCGGCCGCUUCGCCUUCCUCGACACCCACCCCAGCCUCCACUCCGGCCUCGAAUGCUGCAAACGGCGCUACAGCCGCCGCCACCUCCUCCGGCGCGGCGGAGGCCAAGGCUGCGGACGGCAGUAGCAGCGCAGCCGCCGGCGACGCCAGCAGUAGCACCAGCAGUAGCGCUAGCGAGGGCGAGGGCGGCGGGCUGGGGGCGGCGUUGGCGGCGGCGGUGCGCGACAUCGGCGCACUGCUGCCGGCGGUGGCGGCCAUGCUGCGGCGGGUGUGGUGGGUGGACGUGAACAUCAACAUGCGGGCGCUGCCGCUGCAGGGGCUGUGCCUGCUGGUGCUGCCGGCCUUCUGGGCGCUGCCGCGGCUGAUGCGCAUACAGGCCUCGCUGCCGGUGGCGGUGCUGGAGGGGCGUGUGGGCACACAGGCGCUGGAGCGCUCGGGUCGGCUAAUGUCUGCCAGUAUUGCUGCGUACGGCUGGCCCUUUGCCGCGCUGCUGGGUGCGGGCCGACUGCUGGAGUACGUGCAGAACGUGGCGCUGGUGCUGGUGCCGCCGCGGUGGUGGCGGGAGGUGGUGGAGGUGCCGCUCGCGUUGGCAGCCUGCUUCCUGCUCCUCAAGGCGGCCGUGCACAGGCUGCAGGACCUGCUCCCCCUGGCCGCCUAUCUGGAGCUGAGCCAGCAGGAGAAGCAGGAGCAGCAGGAGGCAGCGGCGGAGGCGGGUGUGGACAUGGCGGCGGCCACGGCGGCGGCCGGCGCGGCGGCGGUGGCGGCGUCAGAGGCGGAGAAGGCGGCCGCGCCGGCAGCUGGCAAGGCCUCGAAGGCGUGAGGGCCCCUGGCCCUGGGUGCCCGCGACACGACACGGCACGGCGUGGCGUGGCGCGGCGCGGUUUUGAGAAGGCGCGGCACGGCGCUGGUCGGCUGCUUGCGAUUGUGAAGGCGGGGUGAAGGCGGGGUUGCGUGGCAGGUUGCGGCAUGCGGGUUGGCUGGGUCACUGGCGGGGCAACCGGCAUGGUGACGGCGCGGCCGUGGCUUGGCGUCUGUGUGUGCUCUUGCUGGCAUAGAUGAUGGGCUGGCCGUGUGCGCGGUGUUGAUUGCUCGAUGUGUCGUUGGGUCUCUUGCCGGUCGUGUAGGGAUGCAAUCUUGUUGGUGUGCAAUCGCGUAACAAUAGCACGAUGCUCGCAAUACCGGUUGGUAUGUGCAAAGACGUGUAGGUGUCGCGUGCGGCUGUUCAUCAUCGUAUGCCCACUGAUACGGUUUGACUGGUUGUGUAGUAUUGACUCCGGGGAGCCCCAUUGGCUUUCUAGAUCUUGUUACAGCACCCCCUUUCAUGAGAUGAAGACCCUUGCGUACAUGAGCUGCAUGCGACUUUCUCGUUUGAGGUCCCUUGGCAGCACCGCGGCGGCCUUGUAAUCCAUGCUUGAC
This is a messenger RNA of Chlamydomonas reinhardtii, 3052 nucleotides long. RefSeq lists its product as uncharacterized. The transcript has 10 exons. The record is from RefSeq and is a predicted model, not a curated record. The coding region runs from base 336 to 2456 and encodes 706 amino acids. Lineage: Eukaryota; Viridiplantae; Chlorophyta; Chlorophyceae; Chlamydomonadales; Chlamydomonadaceae.